Anopheles aquasalis is the source of this 1017-nucleotide messenger RNA. RefSeq names its product probable nuclear transport factor 2. Lineage: Eukaryota; Metazoa; Arthropoda; Insecta; Diptera; Culicidae. The record is from RefSeq and is a predicted model, not a curated record. Gene Ontology annotation, biological process: nucleocytoplasmic transport.
AAAAUCGCAGGUAAACAUUAAAUCAGGCAGCAUUAAAAGAGAGAUCGCGCGUUCUAAAAAAUGGCUUUGAAUCCAAACUACGAAGAAAUUGGUAAAACCUUCAUCACCCAAUACUAUGCGCUGUUCGACGAUCCGGCAAACCGACCCGGUUUGGUGAAUCUGUACAACCCGGAGCUUUCGUUCAUGACCUUCGAAGGGCAGCAAAUACAAGGUUCCGCCAAGAUUCUGGAGAAACUACAGAGUCUCUCAUUCCAAAACAUAAAGCGGGUGCUGACGGCGGUAGAUUCGCAACCAAUGUUCGAUGGCAGUAUUCUGAUUAACGUCCUCGGCCGACUUCAAUGUGAUGAUGACCCACCGCACGCUUACUCGCAAACCUUUGUACUGAAACCCGCGGGAACGUCCUUCUUCUGUGCGCACGAUAUAUUCCGUCUCAACAUUCACAAUUCGGCUUAAGUUGCAAUCUGAGUCUUGCUCCUCCGAAGAGACCGUCUGCCGGCUGCCGAUACAUCGUGCGUACCUCUACAUCACCAACAUUCGAAACGAUGCCGGAAAAUAGCUUCAACAUUCUUUAUUCGGUAUCUACGAAGCAUUAUUGGAAUAACGGAACCGCAGAUUACCUCCACCCCAAUAGACUUGAUUGCAUUCGCUCUUAUCUUAGCAACUAUUCACAUUCCAAUGCGUUUUACAAUAGCACUGGCCUCGUUAACGAAAGCUGUCCCUAAGCCCAGAAACACGGUCCAUCCGUUGACUCCAGAAACGUGGCGCGAAGCACUAGGCAGCUUCUUUAAGCCUGAUUAACGACGUGGCAUAUCUCAAUAGCAUCAGCGGCGCCUAGUACAGGAGCGGUUCAAGGAUUACGGAAACCGUAACGAAGGGAAGCCAAAGAUUUGUCAAUAUCAUUGGUUUAUCUAAGACUGGCCAUUAAAAAAAAUCAAAGAAAGAAAGAAGAUGUAGAGUGGCAAGAGAGUACGUUAGCCACAGUUCUGGUAGAGAAUAAAACUCAAAGUCUCCGAUAAA